Messenger RNA from Nipponia nippon (crested ibis), 1794 nucleotides. RefSeq names its product solute carrier family 27 member 5 (gene SLC27A5). Gene Ontology annotation, biological process: long-chain fatty acid metabolic process; bile acid metabolic process; long-chain fatty acid import into cell. Lineage: Eukaryota; Metazoa; Chordata; Aves; Pelecaniformes; Threskiornithidae. Gene Ontology annotation, molecular function: long-chain fatty acid transmembrane transporter activity; long-chain fatty acid-CoA ligase activity. The record is from RefSeq and is a predicted model, not a curated record. Gene Ontology annotation, cellular component: plasma membrane; endoplasmic reticulum membrane.
CCCUACUUCUGGGCUGACCUGGUGGCCUUCGUCAACUUGGCACGGUCGUCGGUACGAUGCCAACGGCGUUUGAAUCGCCGUCCCGCCGUCACCCUCCUCGACGUCUUCCAGGAGCACGUUCGCCGCCGGCCCCACUGGCCCCUGCUCCUCUUCCAAGAUGAGGUUUACACCUACGAGGACGUGGAACGACGGAGCAACCGGGCUGCCCGCCUUUUCUCCCGGCGCCUCGGCCUGCAGCCGGGUCAGACCGUCGCCGUUUUCCUCCCCAACGAACCCGCCUACGUCUGGACCUGGUUGGCGUUGGCCAAACUCGGUUGCCUGAUGGCUUGUCUCAACUGCAACGUGCGGGGUCGCGCCUUGCAGCACGCGCUCGCCGCCGCCCAGGCCACCCUCGUCCUCGCCAGCCCCGAGCUCCAGGCCGCCGUGGAGGAGGUGCUGCCGGCCCUGCAGCGCGACGGCAUCCGCGUCUUCUACCUCAGCUCCACGUCGCCCACGCCGGGCGUCGAAGCCCUGCUGCCCGCCAUCGAGGAGGCCUCCGAUGAACCCGUGCCCACCCACCACCGCGCCAACAUCACCGCCAACUCCAAAGCCAUCUACAUCUACACCUCCGGCACCACCGGGCUGCCCAAGGCAGCGGUGAUCACAGAGAUGAAGAUGAUGAUGGUGGCCAACCUGGUUCAGCUCUGUGGCCUGCGGCCUGAUGAUGUCAUCUACACAACGCUGCCGCUCUACCACUCGGCCGGGCUGCUCAUCGGGGUGGGAGGAUGCUUGGAGGUCGGAGCCACCUGCGUCCUACGGGCCAAGUUCUCCGCCUCCCGGUUCUGGGACGACUGCCGCCGCUACAACGUCUCCGUCAUCCAGUACGUGGGUGAGCUCAUGCGCUACCUCUGCAACACGCCCAAGCGCCCCGAUGACCGGGAGCACGGGGUGCGCGUGGCCUUGGGCAACGGCCUGCGGGCAGAGGUGUGGAAGGAGUUCCUCCAGCGCUUCGGGCCCAUCUCCAUCUGGGAAUUUUACGGAGCCACCGAGGGCAACGCCGGCUUCAUCAACUACACCGGCAAGAUCGGGGCCGUUGGCAGAGCGAACAUAUUCCUCAAGAGUUUGGCUCCCUUUGAGCUGAUCAAGUACAACGUGGAGGAGGACAAACCCAUACGUGACGAGCGAGGUCUCUGCAUCCGAACCCGCCCCGGUGAGACGGGGCUGUUGGUCAUCAAAAUCACCAAGAACACCCCUUUCCACGGCUACGCGGGCGAUUCCCAGAAGACAGAGAAGAAGGUCUUGAGGGACGUCUUAGUCAAAGGCGACACCUUCUUCAACAGCGGUGACCUCCUCAUGAUUGACCACGAAAGAUUCGUCUACUUCCAGGACCGCGUGGGAGACACUUUCCGUUGGAAAGGUGAGAACGUGGCCACGACAGAGGUGGAGGCCAUUCUUGCCACGGUGAACUUCAUCCAGGAGGUCAACGUCUACGGAGUGCCCGUGCCGGGGUGCGAGGGGAGGUGCGGCAUGGCGGCCAUCCGCCUGAAGGCCGGGGCGAGCUUCGAGGGCGAGAACCUCUACGCCUUCACCGCGGACACGCUGCCCGGCUACGCCGCGCCCCGCUUCGUGCGCAUCCAGGACGCCCUGGAGAUCACGGGGACCUUCAAGCAGUGCAAAGGCAACCUCGUCAAAGAAGGCUUCGACCCCAACGUCAUCAAAGACCCCCUCUUCUUCCGCGAUGAGAAGAAGAAAUCCUACGUUCCCCUGAACCCCGACAUCCACGCCGCCAUCUUGGCCAUGAAGCUCAACCUGUAG